Stegodyphus dumicola is the source of this 2967-nucleotide messenger RNA. Its product is annotated as gamma-aminobutyric acid receptor subunit alpha-6-like. The record is from RefSeq and is a predicted model, not a curated record. Lineage: Eukaryota; Metazoa; Arthropoda; Arachnida; Araneae; Eresidae. Gene Ontology annotation, molecular function: extracellular ligand-gated monoatomic ion channel activity; GABA-A receptor activity. Gene Ontology annotation, cellular component: membrane. Gene Ontology annotation, biological process: monoatomic ion transmembrane transport.
UGGAGAGCGCGUAUUUUCUAUCCUUGCCUCUUCCAACUCCCCGCAUCCUGUAAAACUCUGAGAAAUGAGGCUCGCAAUGCUAAAUCUUUACAUUACUGACUGAACAACUUGCACUGGAUUCGUUUUGAAGAGAUGUUGGUGUUUUACACGAUAGCCUUACUUGUGCAACAAGUCAGAUGUCAUUCCAAGAUCAAAUUUCCUCAGACACCGUCGACAGGUGGUAUGGUGUCUACAAAUAAGCCAAGUGAUGCUUCUACUACACUGGAAUUAAGUAGAAACAUUAGCACGGUUCUCGAGCAUUUGCUGCGUAACUAUGACAAUCGUCAAAGACCAGAUCAUGGAGGUUCUCCAACAAUAGUGACGACCAAUUUUUUGAUUCGAAGUAUGGGGCCCAUUUCGGAAUUGGAUAUGGAAUAUUCGAUGGAUUGUUAUUUUCGGCAAAAAUGGACAGAUAGACGCCUGAUGUUCGAAGGCCCUAUUCCAAGUCUUAGCCUUAAUAUCAAGAUGCUAGAAGGAAUCUGGAAGCCUGAUACAUACUUUCACAACGGAAAAGGCUCCUACUUGCAUACCAUUACCCUGCCAAAUAAGCUGCUACGAAUAUUUCAAGAUGGCCAAGUCCUUUAUUCCAUGAGGUUAACCAUCAAAGCAACGUGCCCUAUGUUAUUGCAGAAUUUUCCUAUGGAUAAACAGUCCUGUCCUCUAGUGUUUGGAAGCUAUGGCUAUACCUUGGAUCAUCUGAUGUACCAAUGGGAUCCGAAUGGUGCUGUUAGUCUGAAUGAAGGUUUAGUUUUAUCUCAAUAUGAUCUAAUUGAUUUUCCAAUGAAAAAUGCAACUAUUAGUGCUAAAACAGGAAUGUUUUCUGUUCUACAAGUGAAUUUCAAUUUACGUCGGCAUAUGGGUUACUUCCUAAUCCAAGUUUAUGUGCCAUGUAUUCUCAUUGUUGUGCUAUCUUGGGUAUCAUUCUGGAUUAAUCGUGAGGCCACAGCUGAUCGAGUGGGUCUAGGCAUCACCACUGUCUUAACACUUUCAACCUUUGGCCUAGACACUAAAACAGAUCUCCCAAAAGUCUCCUAUCCCACAGCCUUGGACUGGUUUGUCAUUAUGUGUUUUACUUUUGUAAUUGCUACGCUUCUCGAGUUUGCCGGUGUUCACUAUUUUACGAAAAUUGGGAGUGGAGAAUUCCCUUGCGUGGGCUCGGGAUCCGACACGGAAGAAGGGUUUUCAAGGGUCUUACAAUCAGGUCCAACGACUGUUAGUGGCAGAGAUAUGGUUACAUACCCUAGUCCUAUUCUGAGAUCUUCCAAAAGAAGGCGACCUUCUGGACAUUUGCCUAGCUGUCGGGAUCUAAGGAUUUGCUGCAUUCAGUUCUGGAACUGCAUACUGGCAAGUGAAGACUACAAAGCUGCAAUGAGACGGCGGGUAGCGCCAGAUGCUGUCAACAGUGUCAGCAAAAUUGAUGAAAUAUCUCGCAUUUUAUUCCCUUGCUGCUUCGUGGCGUUGAAUUUAUUUUAUUGGUUUCUGUACGGAAGUAAACAUCAGUCAUCUACGUGGGAAAAUAUAUAAAUAGGAUAUAAUUUAACUGUGGCAUUAUUAGCAUCUAGAUUUGCAAAUUUCGAAAACGUGUUCAUUUACAUUUUUUUACUUAUGCAUGAAUGUAAAAUGGGCUUUUUAUAAUUACCAGAUAAGCAAACAAUAAUUUUAUGUAUUAUGCUAACUACAGAUAAAUUUCGAAACAUUCUUUGUAAUUUAUAGAGCUUCUUUAAAGUAUUUUUAUGUGAUUUUUAAAAUUAUGUACUAUCUUUUAACUAAUUGAACAUUUGAUUAAUUAUCGUUUCUAUCUGUAAAGUCGGCUUUAUCUUUAUGCUUUAGUUUCUAUAGCAUGGUACUAGUCAGCAUAAUUUGUGUAAUAAGCUGGCUCAUUUCCAUUUUCCACAAAAAGAUUUUCCUUAAAUAAAUAUUCCAUGUAUUUAAGAGGCAGAUAAAUAUACUGUUAUCAAUAUGUUCUGUUACAGUUACAUUUUCAUAUAAUUUUUGAUUAAAUUUAAUACCUAGUACAUUCAGUAAAAAAAUUGAGAGAAAUUAUUGAUAGAAACUGAUAAAAUGAAUAUUGAGAGAAAUUGAUAAAUUGAAUAUUUAAAUAAUUCGCCCCUCCCAUUUUUAAAAUUCAGCCAAAUGUUAACUAUUUAAGUGAAUUUAAACAUGUAUGAAAAAUUUAGUUUUCAUUUCUUGAAUCCUAAAAUUAUUUAAAUUUCUUUCCUGUUAAAAAUUCUUGAAAUGAUUUAAGAGCUUUUUAAAUUGAUACCAGUGUUAAUAUGGGAAUUAACUGCUUCUAAUAUCCAGGUACUAAUUUCAUAGUACUUUUUAGAUGGAAACCCUAAUUCACUUUUCAUCCCCAUUUCGUUGUUCAGUCUUUAAAUGUUUAAAUGCCUUUUCUUUGGCGAUAGUAAAAUCCAAAUGAUAUCUUAAUUUACAACCUCAGAAAGAAAAAAAAAUAUAAGAAUAUUUCCACUAUCUAGAUGGCUAUGUUUACUUUAGAGAUUUUAACUUAUUUUAUUUGAAUUUAACUGUUAGCAAGUUCCCUGCAGAAAAUUAACUUCUUUUAUUACUAAUAAAUAAAUAAAUAAAUAAAAUAAAUCCCAUUUUGAGAAAACAUUGAUGUUAAUAAUCCCUUUGCUAUAAAUCAUUUAUGUUUCCUUUUACUGAAAUGAAGAUAGAGCCAUUAUCUGAAAACAGAAUGUAAAUUUAUCAACGAUAAACUUAAAAUAAAAAUUUUAAAAUUUUGAUGAAUAGGAUAAAGCUUUUUCACAUAUAUGCAUGCAAUUUUUGGGCAGUAAAAUGUUGUUAUAUAGACUUCUGUUUAUUUCCGAAAAAUGCUUAAGUUUUUUAUAUUUCAGAAUAUUAAAUUUCAUUUGUAUUGACUGCUAUGUGUUAUAACUAUGUCCCAAUAAAAUAUUUUUGUUAGAUGAA